Myotis daubentonii (Daubenton's bat) is the source of this 3105-nucleotide messenger RNA. RefSeq names its product protein phosphatase, Mg2+/Mn2+ dependent 1B (gene PPM1B). Gene Ontology annotation, biological process: protein dephosphorylation. NCBI's taxonomy places the organism in Eukaryota, Metazoa, Chordata, Mammalia, Chiroptera, Vespertilionidae. The record is from RefSeq and is a predicted model, not a curated record. Gene Ontology annotation, molecular function: magnesium ion binding; manganese ion binding; protein serine/threonine phosphatase activity.
GCGGUGGCCGAGACCCCGAGAGGGAAGCGGCGGCUCGAAGCAAGGUCGCGCCUCCGUUGGAAGCCUGGGCUGAGCACAGCAGCGGGGCUCUGCGGCGGCGUGAGCGGACGCCCUAGACCUCGCCUUCCUUCUUCGCUUCAGAUUAAUUAUUAAACAUGGGUGCAUUUUUGGAUAAACCCAAAACUGAGAAACAUAAUGCUCAUGGUGCUGGGAAUGGUUUACGUUAUGGCCUGAGCAGCAUGCAAGGAUGGAGAGUGGAAAUGGAAGACGCACACACAGCUGUUGUAGGUAUUCCUCACGGCUUGGAAGACUGGUCAUUUUUUGCAGUUUAUGAUGGUCAUGCUGGAUCCCGAGUGGCAAAUUACUGCUCAACACAUUUAUUAGAACACAUCACUAAUAAUGAAGACUUCAGGGCAGCUGCAAAAUCAGGAUCUGCUCAUGAGCCUUCAGUGGAAAAUGUCAAGAGUGGUAUCAGAACUGGCUUUUUGAAAAUUGAUGAAUUCAUGCGUAACUUUUCAGACCUCAGAAAUGGAAUGGACAGGAGUGGUUCAACUGCAGUGGGAGUUAUGAUUUCACCGAAGCAUGUCUACUUUAUCAACUGUGGUGAUUCACGUGCUGUUCUGUGUAGGAAUGGACAAGUCUGCUUUUCCACCCAGGAUCACAAGCCUUGCAAUCCAAGGGAGAAGGAGCGUAUCCAAAAUGCAGGAGGCAGCGUAAUGAUACAGCGUGUUAAUGGUUCAUUAGCAGUGUCUCGUGCUCUGGGGGACUAUGAUUACAAGUGUGUUGAUGGCAAGGGCCCAACAGAACAACUAGUUUCUCCAGAGCCUGAGGUUUAUGAACUUUUAAGAGCAGAAGAUGAUGAAUUUAUCGUUUUGGCUUGUGAUGGGAUCUGGGAUGUUAUGAGUAAUGAGGAGCUCUGUGAUUUUGUUAAAUCUAGGCUUGAGGUAUCUGAUGACCUGGAAAAUGUGUGCAAUUGGGUGGUGGACACUUGUUUACAUAAGGGAAGUCGUGAUAACAUGAGUAUUGUACUAGUUUGCUUUCCAAAUGCCCCCAAGGUCUCAGAUGAAGCAGUGAGAAAAGAUUCAGAGUUGGAUAAGCACUUGGAAUCACGGAUUGAAGAAAUUAUGGAGAAGUUUAGUGAGGAAGGAAUGCCUGAUCUUGCCCAUGUCAUGCGUGUCUUGUCUGCAGAAAAUAUCCCAAAUUUGCCUCCUGGGGGAGGUCUUGCUGGCAAGCGCAAUAUUAUUGAAGCUGUUUAUAGUAGGCUGAAUCCACAUAGAGAAAAUGAUGGGGCCUCCGAUGAUGCAGAGGAGAGUGGAUCACAGGGAAAAUUGGUGGAAGCUCUCAGGCAAAUGAGAAUUAAUCAUAGGGGAAACUACCGACAACUUCUGGAGGAGAUGCUGUCUAGUUACAGGCUAGCUAAAGUAGAGGGAGAAGAAAGCCCUGCUGAACCAGCUGCUGCAGCUACUUCCUCGAACAGUGAUGCUGGAAACCCAGUGACAAUGCAGGAAAGCCAUACUGAAUCAGGAAGUGAUCUUGCUGACUUAGACAGCUGUAAUGAAGAUGCAGGGACAAACUUGGGUGAUGAAAAAGUAUGACUUUAAUUUGUGGGGAUAUUUUUGUGAUCUUUGAUUUGAUGGUUUUUACUUAGGAAGUACAAUGUGUGCAUUUAUAUAACGAUUUUGUUAUUUGAAUCUUGGUAAACUAGUUUUAUUAAUAUUCAUAUAGCCUUGUUUUUUAAGAAGGCCUUUGCAUACACCUUUAUCAGAUAGGUUAAAAUUGGCUGUUUAUAUACUUUGAAUUUAAUAUUGUUAUUUCAUAUUGUAUGCCAGAAAUGAGGCUACCAAUUAUUAAAAUCAAUAGUUAAAUUCAUACUAGAUAGGUUUUAAGAUUACUGAUUAGCAAGAUUACAUUAUGUUAUGGAAAAACUUGUUAAUGUAGAAUUUUACUGCCUCACAGUAUUUUACAUAUUAGUAUACUCAUAGUAAUAAAUUUGUAUUAAAUUUGUGUUUUCUUUAGUAAUUUUAGUUCUUCAAAGAAUGGCAGAUGCUGGCCUGUAAUUUUUUUUUUCAAGGAUGAUAAUGUGUGUUUUUUGACUUGUUUAUAUUUUUACAUUUCUGUAGUUUUAUUUUUAGAUGUUCUAAGCUAUUUGGAUAUGUGGUUAAUUUUCCUUUCUCUGUAUUCUUUAUGAAAAAUAAUGUUUGAAAAAUCUGUGUAUUAUAAGUAUAGAAUUGAUUUGUAUAUUCUGUAUAGCCUAACUACACACAUACAUCAAAAUAUAUGUCAAUCAAGUGUUCAGAAUGAAAUUAUAAGUGUUUAAGUCCAAAUAAAGCAUGUGAUAUGGAAUAAUCUAUGCAUGUUGUACUUUUUUUUUAAUUUUUAUUUUACAACAGGUUUGGUAUAUUGGAAAAAUACCCAUUAGAAAUUCAUUUGUAUUUAUAUAAAAUUUAGAAAACUAUUGAUUUGGCUUUUUUCAUUAACUAAAAGGAAAAUAUUUUCGAGAAGUCUUGCCUAAAGAAAAUCUAGUCUGUUUCUUAUUCCCUUUUUAUGGUACACAAUAUUAAUCUUAGGGCAGAAUGGAUACACAUAGACAUGUCAGAAAAUUGCCAUGAUGAAGAUUGCAAGACUGUCGACUUUGCUAUAAGCCUUCAUCAGAUAUUAUUAAUUGCAAGAAUUACGGGGUAUUUUAAAUAGUGGCAGAUAUAUGAGUUUUGUUUUUGUUAAAAUUGAUUUUUAAAUACAGAUAACUUAGUCACGUGGGAAACUAUUUCUUAAAACAAUUAUUUUGUGAAUGUAGAUAAUUAACUUUGUUUCUAAAGUUGGUUAAGGUAUCAUAAGUUGAAACUUUGGAAUCAUCGGAGGUAGCUGAUGUUUUGAUCUAUUUUUCCAAUUCUGAAAUACAUUUAAGUGGUUUAAAAGGAAGGCAUUUGGUGGAGAGGGGAGAAAAAAACAACCAGUAACCUAUCUAUAUUGGAUAAGUCUUUAUGUAUACACACAAUGUACAAUACACACAUCUCUCUGUAAAAGUAUCUUUUCAAACAAAAGAAGGUAAUUUGUUCAUCUGAUUUUGUUUUCUUUUGAAAUUCAAUCCAACCUGGAAGUGGUAUA